Apis florea (little honeybee) is the source of this 1287-nucleotide messenger RNA. Its product is annotated as sn-1-specific diacylglycerol lipase ABHD11. Gene Ontology annotation, molecular function: carboxylic ester hydrolase activity. The record is from RefSeq and is a predicted model, not a curated record. Gene Ontology annotation, biological process: lipid metabolic process. NCBI's taxonomy places the organism in Eukaryota, Metazoa, Arthropoda, Insecta, Hymenoptera, Apidae. Gene Ontology annotation, cellular component: mitochondrion.
UUUACAGUGUAUUAUCACUAUAUGUAGAUCAUUCAUGGUUCAUGAUUUUAUAUUAUUAAAAAGUAACAUAAAAAUCAUAUUUUUUAAAAUCAAUAAAAAUGUUACGAAAAUUUUAAAUAUAUAAAUGAGAAUUAUUGUUAAAAAUAAAAAAUAUUAAAAAAUACUAUUAAAAAAUAAAAAAAUAAGAAAUAUGAGUGGUAUGUGUCGAUAUUUAAUAAUAUCACGAAAUAUUUUUCUCCAUUGUCGAAGACAAGACUUCGUUAUUACUUCAUCUUUUGUAUCAUAUUUAUCUUCUAAACAAACACGUAAUAAUUCAAAUGUUGUGGUACCAGUAAAACUUGCAUAUGUUUCUUAUGAAUCAAUGGAUGGAAAUAAAAAUGCUCUUAAACAUCCUAUAAUAAUAAUGCAUGGUCUUUUUGGUUCAAAGACUAAUUGGAAUACAUUAUCAAAAACAAUUCAUCAAAAAACAGAUCGUAAGGUGAUAACUAUAGAUGCAAGAAAUCAUGGAGAUUCCCCGCAUUCUACAAAUAUGACAUAUAGUCAUAUGGCACAGGAUGUAGUUCAACUUAUGAAUGAUUUAGGAUUUGAAAAAUCUAUAUUAUUAGGACAUAGCAUGGGUGGUUCAGCAAUGAUGUAUGUAGCUUUAAAUAAUCCAGAACGAGUAGAGAAGUUAAUAGUAGUUGAUAUGUCUCCAGUGAGGACCAGUCCUCAUCUUAAAGACAUGAAUAAAAUAUUCAAAACAAUGAAUGCAAUAAAUUUAGAAGGAAUCAAAACAUUGACAAAAGCACGUAAUAUGGUAAAAAAUCAACUUGCAAAUGUUAUUAAACAAUUCGCUAUAUGUGAGUUUUUAGCAAUGAAUUUAGUAGAAGCAGAUAUUGGAAAAUAUAAAUGGCGAGUUAAUUUACCCAUAAUAGAAAAAAAUUUUCCACAAAUUGCUACUUUCCCAGAUAUAGGAUCAAAAUUUUAUAAUGGACUUACAUUGUUCAUAGGUGGUUCUAAUAGUGAUUAUAUAAAAAUAGAAGAUCAUGAUAAAAUUAAACAGUUAUUUCCUUCUGCUCGUUUUACUUAUAUAAAUGGUGCAAAUCAUUGGGUACAUGCAGAUAAACCAGCAGAAUUUUUAAAAAUAACAAUUAAUUUCAUUAAUGAAUCAUAAUUUAUUAUUAUUUUAUAUAUAAAAAAGUACACAGUAUGUUUUGUAAAUAUAUACAUUUAUUUGUGAAUCUUAUGACAUUAUAUAUAAAACAAGAAAAAAUAGUGAAAUAAAAUAUAAUUUUAUGUAGUAUAAAU